Messenger RNA from Setaria italica (foxtail millet), 1436 nucleotides. RefSeq names its product ATPase ASNA1 homolog 2. Gene Ontology annotation, biological process: post-translational protein targeting to endoplasmic reticulum membrane. The coding region runs from base 54 to 1163 and encodes 369 amino acids. Lineage: Eukaryota; Viridiplantae; Streptophyta; Magnoliopsida; Poales; Poaceae. The record is from RefSeq and is a predicted model, not a curated record. Gene Ontology annotation, molecular function: ATP hydrolysis activity; ATP binding. Gene Ontology annotation, cellular component: GET complex. The transcript is spliced from 11 exons.
GGCCGAAAGUACGAGGGUCCCGACCCAAGGGCUAAACCCACUGCCGGACCAAAAUGGCGGCUCUCCUAAACCCUACGUCCCGGCGACUCGCCGCCGCUGCCUACCGCCGGAUUUCGGCGCCGGCGGCAGCGGAGCCUCUCGUGUCUCACCGGAUCUCCCAAGAAAGAUACAGUUCCAGUCCAGUGGAUGUGAGUGGCGGGUUCAGCGAGAUGCUUGACGGUACGCAGAGGUACUAUGUGCUUGGAGGCAAAGGUGGUGUUGGGAGAACUAGCAUGGCCGCGUCACUUGCUGUGAAGUUUGCCAAGCAUGGCGAACCGACACUCAUCGUGUCUACAGACCUAACACGAUCACUGUGUGCUUCAUUUGAACAAGACUGGGACGUGAGUGAUGGCAAAUCUGUACGUAUUGAUGGAUUUGACUCUCUUUAUGCAACUGAGAUUGGCUGUGUGAAGAUAGAGGGGGAAACAAGUUUUGGAUCUUUCAUCAACAAUGUACUUGGAAGGAUGUGGCUUGCAUCUGCUAAUCCGUUUACGCUCAAUGAGAUGCUGAAUAGAAUCCCCCCUGGACUUGAAGAAGCAUAUGCACUAUCAGAGCUGAUAAAAUCAAUUGAACUGCAAGGUACCGAUAAAUUUAGGCGUAUAGUGCUGGAUGCUCCGUCCACUGGACAUACACUUAAGCUUCUGUCAGCUAAUAAUUGGAUUGAAAAGUUGCAAGAUAUGCUCAUUAAGGGUGUAAAUGCCGCUUCAUUCGUGCCAGCCUUAAAGUUGUCUCCUGAGAACGGGCAAUUAAUUUCUUCCAGGCUAGAGGAACUAAGGCAGCAGACUGCCAGAGUGCGUGAGCUUUUGUUUGAUCCACGAGCAACAGAAUUCAUCAUUGUCACAAUUCCAACGAUGAUGGCAGUUGACGAGUCAUCAAGAUUCCACGCGUCCUUAAAGAAGGUUAGGGCGCACACAAGAAGGCUCGUCGUAAAUCAAGUGCUACAACCAUCUGCAUCCGACUGCAGAUUCUGCGCUGCAAAACGGAGGGAACAAGCACGCGCCUUCAGUGCUAUAAGGGAGGACCGUGAACUUGGCGGCCUGAAGCUGAUCCAGGCACCGCUCCUUGAUGUGGAGGUGAAAGGCGUCCCUGCACUCCGGUUCCUGAGCGAUUCAGUGUGGAAAUAGAGAAGCUUUUUUUUGGUCGGCAUUUUUCCUUUCGAAUUUCAUCCUAUUGGUAUCUACUGUCGCCGAGUAGUCACUGCAAGAGGGUGGUUAAUCCUGGGCGUCAGAGAAGAUAAGCGCACGAGGAUCUCAUUCUGUUCAGGUCGUAGAGCUGCAGACGCUUGCUCACCAGCGGAGAACCCUGGCUUAACACGUUUGUUUUACCAGUGUGUGUUGUCUGAAAUGUGAAGGGAUAAGCUGGAACGGCUCAGCGGUGCGUCUUUUUUCUGCCAGUUC